UACACUCCACUGUGGAGUAUGUUUUUAUUUGUUAAUGCUAAGGAGCAGAUUUCUCUCGAAGUAAAAACAAGCAGGAAGCACAAAGGAGUAGCAGGCUGGGCACUGCCUUAACAAUCUCAGCAGCAUUAUGCAGUCACAACUCCCUUUGUCACUAAGCAACAAGAAGUUGACCACUGAGAGUCUCUUACCUCAGACAUAGCCUCAAAAAGACAAGAGGAAGGUUUGCUUUUUUACUUCCUGGAAGGAUGCAAAGUGCAUUAGUAGGCUCCUGGCACAACACUGGCUUCUAUGGGCACUACAGAGGCCAAUUCAAGAGUGAAAGUGCUCAAGAAUACCGCCUUGCAGCCAAGCCCCAGCCUCCAGCAGUGUUCCUGCAGCGAUGUCAGGAGCCAGUGCAGCGACACUUCUUCUCCAAGCAUGACAACCGUACGUCUUUCGACAAAGGCCCCUACUGCCUGCUACAGGGAAUCGGAAGGCGGAAGGACCUGGACCGCCUGUGGCAACGGCACACCUUCCUGCGCUGGGCACCCUGUGAGCUGGAGUUGAGCCAGCAGCGUCCUCUUGAAUCCUCCUACCAGGCCAAUUUCCAGUCAGGCCCAGGAGUCAGUGACUUCCCUCAGCGUCUUGUCCACUUUGUGCAGAUACAGCCUCCCCGUACCAGCACCACCUACCAGCAGAACUUCUGCCAGCCAUCCUGGGGUGGCUACUGUGGCAACAACAUGGGGUCAGUCACCGACACACUGCCUGACCUCCCAGGGAUCCCAAGACCCAAGCUGCUGCAGCAUUACCUUCAUGCUGGGGUCUCUGAAUGUCUAAACUGGUCCAGAGCAUUAAACAAAGACGGAUGACACAGCGGUCUGUCUGUGCUUGCAGUCCAAGUGGUCUUAGAAGCUUCAGAGCAGUAAGGCCCAUGGCACAUCUGUGCUGGGCAGGGGAGGUGCUGCCCUGGGAACCCUGGCACUGAGCAAGAAGGGAUAAAGCCUGCAGGAGGUUACGGGUUACCAUGGCUGCAGCAGAUCAGUUCUGGGACCCGAAAUCCAUUUCUGCAGUAAACCCAGAUGUGAGACCCUUGCACUCUUGUGGCUGCAGGGAAAGCAGAGUCAGUGGGCCCUAC
Nyctereutes procyonoides (raccoon dog) is the source of this 1114-nucleotide messenger RNA. RefSeq names its product chromosome unknown C3orf84 homolog (gene CIMIP7). The transcript is spliced from 4 exons. The record is from RefSeq and is a predicted model, not a curated record. NCBI's taxonomy places the organism in Eukaryota, Metazoa, Chordata, Mammalia, Carnivora, Canidae. Bases 246 to 848 code for a protein of 200 amino acids.